AUGUGGAUGAGAGAUUUUCAGUUGGUACCAUAUUUGGAAGAAUUCUCACACUUGCUGGGGCUCCCUGUGCUCAACCAAAUCCCUUACACUGGUAAAGAAGAAGAUCCUAAGUUGGAAGUCAUCGCUGGUGCCCUACACUUGCCAAGAUCUGAGGUUGAGAAAGUUUGGAUUAGUAAGAAAGAGUACUCUGGAUUACCCCUUGAUUUCCUCUACGAAAAAGCGGAGAUUUUUGCUAAGGCUUCAAGUAUGGAUGCUUUAGAAGCUGUUUUGUCUCUUUUAAUCUUUGGACAAGUUCUAUUCUUCCAUUAUGACAAAAUUGUUGAUGUGGCUGCUAUCAAGAUAUUUCUAAGUAAGAAUCCCGUUCCUACUUUACUUGGUGAUUUGUUACAUUCUAUUCACUUCCGAGAGUUUGAAAUAACUUUACUAUUUGAUAGUUGUGGGGAAUUCCCUAAUAUACCGCUUCUUGGCGUUCGUGGGGGAAUAACGUAUAAUCCUAUUCUAGCUCGACAUCAGUUUGGUUUUGCUUUGAAGGAUAAGCCACGUUCCUUGUAUCUCAGUUCAGAAUACUUCAGCUAUGAUUCAGAUAAGUCAAAGAAAAGAGAUCUUUUCAUCAAGGCUUGGUCGAAAGUAAAGAAAGUUGGUGCAAAAGACAUGGGAAGAAGAAAUUACAUGCCAUGGGACCCGUACUUCCAAUGGGUUUAUGAUCGAGUUAUGGAAUUUGGGAUGCCUUACCCUUCUGAUACGCCCAUAGUACCAAGGGUAGCUCCUCCUGCUGUCCCAGUUGCAUUCGAGCCUUAUCUUCCUACUCCAAACGAAGAUCUUGUUGCAACUGUUAACCAACUGAAGAGGGAAAGGGAUGUCUUUGAGAGACGCUUACGAAAGGUUGAAGUUGAAAAAGAAGUGUUGACACAAGAUGCUAAAGAGCGAGACACUUUACUUGACUAUUUUUCUCAUAAAUGGAAAAUUGAAGAUUUCGUUUCCCCGGGUCAGAUUAACUCAUGGGAAAAUGAAAUUUCUAGGCUUGUUCAAGAAAGAGAAGAAAUGAUCAAGGCACACAAGGAAGAAGUCAGGGUUCUUAAAAGGAGGCGUCGUCAAGAAGACAAAAAUCCUGGAAUUUAG
This is a messenger RNA of Vicia villosa (hairy vetch), 1119 nucleotides long. RefSeq lists its product as uncharacterized. Lineage: Eukaryota; Viridiplantae; Streptophyta; Magnoliopsida; Fabales; Fabaceae. Bases 1 to 1119 code for a protein of 372 amino acids. The transcript is spliced from 3 exons. The record is from RefSeq and is a predicted model, not a curated record.